GCUUUGUGGCGGGCCGUCUGCCUCUCCCCCUCCCAAGCGCCGAACCCCCCCUCCCACUUCUUCUUCUUGCACUGGCGGUCGGUCGGCGGGGGCGGCUGGGGUCUCAGCCCUUCCAUUUCAGCUUUCUCGCUUCCCCGGUAGCUCGGGGGCGGCUCCAGUCUUAGAAAUGCCGCCGGCCCCCGGUUCCGGCUUCCCGGCUCAGCCGCUGCGGCCGCCAGGGCUGCUGUUAGCGCCGAGCCGGGCGCUGCGGCGGCUCCUCCCGGGGCCUACAAAUGCCCCGCCAGCCCGUGCGCGGAGCCCCCCUCGCGGGUUACAUAACCGGGCUCCUGGCCGACGCCCGAUUGACCGCCAGAGAUACGACGAGAACGAGGACUUGUCGGACGUGGAGGAGAUUGUCAGCGUCCGCGGCUUCAGCCUGGAGGAGAAGCUGCGCAGCCAGCUGUACCAGGGGGACUUCGUGCACGCCAUGGAGGGCAAAGAUUUCAACUAUGAGUACGUGCAGAGAGAAGCUCUCAGAGUUCCUCUGAUAUUUCGAGAAAAGGAUGGCCUGGGGAUUAAGAUGCCUGACCCUGAUUUCACAGUCCGAGAUGUCAAACUCCUAGUGGGUAGCCGGCGGCUGGUGGAUGUGAUGGACGUGAACACGCAGAAAGGCACGGAGAUGAGCAUGUCCCAGUUUGUGCGGUACUACGAGACGCCCGAGGCCCAGCGGGACAAGCUGUACAACGUCAUCAGCCUUGAGUUCAGCCACACCAAGCUGGAGCACUUGGUGAAGCGUCCCACUGUGGUAGACCUGGUGGACUGGGUGGACAACAUGUGGCCCCAGCACUUGAAGGAGAAGCAGACGGAAGCCACCAACGCCAUUGCAGAGAUGAAGUAUCCGAAAGUGAAGAAGUACUGUCUGAUGAGCGUGAAAGGUUGUUUCACGGACUUCCACAUCGACUUUGGAGGCACUUCCGUUUGGUACCAUGUUUUCCGGGGUGGGAAGAUCUUUUGGCUGAUUCCUCCAACCUUGCACAAUUUGGCACUGUAUGAGGAGUGGGUGCUGUCAGGCAAACAGAGCGACAUCUUCCUGGGAGACCGUGUGGAGCGAUGCCAAAGAAUUGAGCUGAAACAGGGCUACACGUUUUUCAUCCCUUCUGGCUGGAUCCAUGCAGUCUACACCCCUGUAGACUCUCUGGUGUUCGGCGGAAACAUCCUGCACAGCUUCAACGUGCCCAUGCAGCUGCGGAUCUACGAGAUCGAGGACAGAACGCGGGUGCAGCCCAAAUUUCGUUACCCCUUCUACUAUGAGAUGUGCUGGUAUGUCUUGGAGAGAUACGUGUACUGUGUGACCCAGCGGUCCUACCUCACUCAGGAAUACCAGCGAGAGUCAAUGCUUAUUGAUGCCCCAAGAAAGCCCAGCAUAGACGGCUUCUCAUCAGAUUCUUGGCUGGAGAUGGAGGAGGAGUCCUGUGAGCAGCAGCCCCAGGAGGAGAAGGAAGAGGAGGAGGACGAGGAAGAGGAGGAGGGUGCAGAUAAGACGCCCAAACCAUCCACCGAUGGCCCUGCCUCACCCACCAGCACCCCCUCCGAGGACCAGGAGGCCCCUGGGAAGAAGCCCAAAGCCCCUGCCAUGCGGUUCCUCAAAAGGACUUUGUCGAAUGAGUCAGAAGACAGUGUGAAGUCCGCCACGAUGCCUGUAGACUACCCCAAGACUCCCACUGGCUCUCCUGCCACCGAGGUCUCUGCCAGAUGGACCCAUCUCACUGAGUUUGAACUGAAGGGCCUGAAAGCUCUGGUGGAGAAACUUGAAUCCCUCCCGGAGAACAAGAAGUGUGUCCCCGAGGGCAUCGAGGACCCCCAGGCACUCCUGGAGGGUGUGAAGAAUGUCCUGAAGGAGCAUGCAGACGAUGAUCCCACUCUGGCCAUCACUGGGGUCCCUGUAGUCACUUGGCCAAAGAAGACUCCAAAGAACCGGGCGGUAGGUCGGCCCAAGGGGAAGCUGGGCCCAGCCUCCGCGGUGAAGUUGGCCGCCAACCGGACCACGGCGGGAGCUCGCCGGCGCCGGACGCGAUGCCGCAAAUGCGAGGCCUGCUUGCGGACGGAGUGCGGAGAGUGCCACUUCUGCAAGGACAUGAAGAAGUUCGGGGGCCCCGGGCGGAUGAAGCAGAGCUGCAUCAUGCGGCAGUGCAUCGCGCCAGUGCUGCCCCACACCGCCGUGUGCCUAGUGUGUGGCGAGGCAGGGAAAGAGGACACAGUGGAAGAGGAAGAAGGGAAGUUUAACCUCAUGCUCAUGGAGUGCUCCAUCUGCAACGAAAUCAUCCACCCUGGAUGCCUUAAGAUUAAGGAGUCAGAGGGCGUGGUCAACGAUGAGCUUCCAAACUGCUGGGAGUGUCCGAAGUGUAACCACGCUGGCAAGACCGGGAAAGCCUACAAGCAAAAGCGUGGCCCUGGCUUUAAGUACGCCUCAAACCUGCCCGGCUCCCUGCUGAAGGAGCAGAAGAUGAACCGGGACAACAAGGAGGGGCAGGAGCCUGCCAAGCGGAGGAGUGAGUGUGAGGAGGCGCCCCGGCGCAGGUCAGACGAGCACCCCAAGAAGGUGCCCCCUGACGGCAUCCUGCGCCGAAAGUCCGACGAUGUGCAUCUGAGGAGGAAGCGGAAAUACGAGAAGCCCCAGGAGCUGAGUGGACGCAAGCGAGCCUCGACGCUUCAAACGUCCCCCGGUUCCUCCUCUCACCUCUCGCCGAGGCCCCCUCUAGGCAGCAGCCUCAGCCCCUGGUGGAGAUCCAGUCUCACUUACUUCCAGCAGCAGCUAAAACCUGGCAAAGAAGAUAAGCUUUUCAGGAAAAAGCGGCGGUCCUGGAAGAACGCUGAGGACCGGAUGUCUCUAGCUAACAAGCCUCUCAGGCGGUUCAAGCAGGAACCGGAGGACGACCUGCCUGAGGCGCCCCCCAAGACUAGGGAGAGCGACCACUCCCGCUCCAGCUCCCCCACUGCUGGGCCCAGCACGGAGGGGGCGGAGGGCCCCGAGGAGAAGAAGAAGGUGAAGAUGCGCCGGAAGCGGCGGCUCCCCAACAAGGAGCUGAGCAAGGAGCUGAGCAAGGAGCUCAACCAGGAGAUCCAGAAAACGGAGAGCAGCCUGGCCCACGAGAACCACCAGCCCAUCAAGUCGGAGCCCGAGAGCGAGAAUGAGGAGCCCAAGCGGCCCCUGGGCCUCUGUGAGCGCCCGCAUCGCUUCAGCAAGGGGCUCAACGGCACCCCCCGGGAGCUGCGGCACCAGCUGGGGCCCGGCCUGCGCAGCCCGCCCCGAGUCAUCUCCCGGCCCCCUCCCUCCGUGUCCCCGCCCAAGUGCAUGCAGAUGGAGCGACAUGUGAUCCGGCCACCCCCCAUCAGCCCCCCGCCCGACUCGCUGCCCCUGGAUGACGGGGCGGCCCACGUCAUGCACAGGGAGGUGUGGAUGGCCGUCUUCAGCUACCUCAGCCACCAAGACCUGUGUGUCUGCAUGCGGGUCUGCAGGACCUGGAACCGCUGGUGCUGCGAUAAGCGGUUAUGGACCCGCAUCGACCUGAACCACUGCAAGUCCAUCACGCCCCUGAUGCUGAGCGGCAUCAUCCGGCGACAGCCUGUCUCCCUGGACCUCAGCUGGACCAAUAUCUCCAAGAAACAGCUGAGCUGGCUCAUCAACCGGUUGCCUGGGCUCCGAGACUUGGUGCUGUCGGGCUGCUCGUGGAUUGCAGUCUCAGCCCUCUGUAGCUCCAGUUGUCCGCUGCUCCGGACCCUGGAUGUCCAGUGGGUAGAAGGACUAAAGGACGCCCAGAUGCGGGAUCUGCUGUCCCCGCCUACGGAUAACAGGCCAGGUCAGAUGGACAAUCGGAGUAAGCUCCGGAACAUCGUGGAGCUGCGUCUGGCCGGCCUGGACAUCACGGAUGCCUCCCUGCGGCUCAUCAUUCGCCACAUGCCCCUGCUCUCCAAGCUCCACCUUAGUUACUGUAACCAUGUCACUGACCAGUCCAUCAACCUGCUCACCGCUGUGGGCACCACCACCCGAGACUCCUUAACUGAAAUCAACCUGUCAGACUGCAAUAAGGUCACUGACCAGUGCCUGUCCUUCUUCAAACGCUGUGGGAAUAUCUGUCACAUUGACCUGAGGUACUGCAAGCAAGUUACCAAGGAAGGCUGUGAGCAGUUCAUAGCCGAAAUGUCUGUUAGUGUCCAGUUUGGGCAAGUGGAAGAGAAACUCCUACAAAAACUGAGUUAGUCCGAGGACAAGUAUGUAAAUACGGGGUGGGGGUGGGGGGGACGCGGCAGGGGAGGGUAAAAGACAUUACAAAAACUAGGGCUUUUAUUUUCAAUUUGGAACUUGGAACAACAGACCACAGAACGAUUCCAUUUUGCAAGUCUCGCCGAGGGAGAAGCCAGUCCGCCACCAUUUUGGGGAUGAGUGAGUCAGGCGCUUACCUUUGGUCUUUCUGAAUCAAAACUGCACUGCUUUCUGGACCAUUUCUAAGGUGGCCUUUACCAAGAAGACAUUCCCGUCGGAGAGGAGGAUGAACUUAGAAGAAUUUCUCUUACUGAAGCAUGAGCUUAGGAAUUUUUUUUUUGGUGGUGUUUUUGUUUUGGACACCUUAUUCCUGGCAACUUUGGGGUUUUUGGUGUCAACAUAAAGUGGACCACACACCACACCUGCCGUUUCAACAUGUUUGUUUGUUUGGUUUUGUUACAUCUUACAUUAUGCAGAACUAUUUUUGUACAAAUUGUUUAAAAGUUAUUUAUGCAAGGUUUGAAUGCAUACCAGUGUUUUAUUGUUUUGAGAUUGCCAACUUUCCUGGUUUCCUUAAGGUAGGAGAGAACUUAACCUGUACUUCAUACAAAUCCAUCUACACACGUGCCCAGAUCUGGCAAAGCAGGCUAAGACCUUCCAGUUAAAAGCAUGUCUAACUGGAAGUUGAGAGCCUGCUUUGUAUGUCAAGAAGUUACAUAAGCAUGUUGUGGAUCUAUGUAAAUUAUAGUCAAAGCGAGACACUUUGCUAAAUUUCCUCUGUAUAGAACUCACCUUUUUCUCAAAAUUUUAAAAUUCAGACUUUAGCCUUUGCACUCAGGAGGGUUUUGCUCCAGCAUGAGCUCUUAUACUCUAUAAGAUCUAAUUUAUACAGAGUCAAGAAGUUGAAUAAAUAAUCCAACAUAGCCUUUCUUUUCCUUUUUUUCUCUCCUUUGAAGUGUGAGUUGAGUUCUCAUUUAAGGUUUAUAACAUGGCUGUUUCCCAGGUGUAAAGUUAUGCAUUCAUAAGUGCCAUUGUCGUAAGGUGUUGUUUUCCUAGACCUUCCCUGACGCGGUUUUACCUUUGUUGAAUUUGUAUAAACAACUGUACAAAAAAACCACUCUUGGACUUUGAGGGUUUCUGUUCUGGGGGUGGACUAGAAAUUUGACUGGGAAGUCCAGAGGCAGUCAUCUCAACACCAGCGUAUACUGUUUUGAAGCCAAACAAGGUAUAGUUUCUUACACACCUGAGAAAUGCAGCAGCGCCUUGGUAUGUGUUUUUUGCAUCUUCAGAAAGAGGUCUUGCUGUUUGUGGCUAAGAAAGGUAACGGGAAAGAACUGUGCUACACCAGUGUCCACGUGUAAGAGUUGGGUACGAACUGCCUUAAGGGGCAGGGUGGCUUACCUGUU
Messenger RNA from Hippopotamus amphibius kiboko, 5646 nucleotides. RefSeq names its product lysine demethylase 2B (gene KDM2B). Bases 167 to 4237 code for a protein of 1356 amino acids. Gene Ontology annotation, biological process: regulation of transcription by RNA polymerase II; protein demethylation. Gene Ontology annotation, molecular function: protein binding; transcription coregulator activity; histone demethylase activity. The record is from RefSeq and is a predicted model, not a curated record. Lineage: Eukaryota; Metazoa; Chordata; Mammalia; Artiodactyla; Hippopotamidae. The transcript has 23 exons.